AGCCGAUGCCCCAGGCUCUCUUGCCCUGUGCUGCUCAGGAGGGAAGGCUGGAGAGGCUUUGCUCCUAAGGAUAUUUGCUAGAUGUUGCUGUGAGCAGGGGAGAGACAGAAGAAUACCCUCAAAAUGGAGGAAGAAGAAUAUGAGGAAGUUGUGGAGUACUACAUAGAAGAAACAGUUAUUGAGGAGGGUGAACCACAUGAGGUGAUCACUGAGAUCACUGAGACUGUUAGCCAAGACUUCACAGGUCCUAGAACCACCACAUAUACUGUUGAGCAUCAAAAACCUGUUGAGGAUGGAGCAACCCCAGUCAGAAAGAGGACAAUACGGACAAAAGUGGACCCAUCUAAGUUCUUGACACCUUAUCUGGAACACAGUAAUAAAAUGAAGGAUCUGUUCAGUGAGAACAAGUACAAAGAGAAAUUUAGAAAAGAGAAAGGAAAGCCAUAUGCUUCCACAAUUGAUACCCCAGAAAUCCGGAGGAUCAAGAAAGUGCAAGACCAGCUCAGUGAGGUGAAAUACCGCAUGGCUGGUGAAGUUGCCAGAACUAUUUGCCACGUUGAUGAAAAGGCCAAGGACAUAGAACAUGCAAAAAAGGUGUCACAGCAAGUGAGCAAGGUACUAUAUAAACAGAACUGGGAAGAGAAUAAGGACAAGUACUUGCUUCCCCCUGAUGCUCCUGAGCUUGUGAAUGCAAUCAAAAACACAGCAAUGUUCAGUAAGAAACUUUAUACUGAAGACUGGGAAGCAGACAAAUCAUUAUUCUAUCCAUACAAUGACAGUCCGGAGCUCAGAAGGGUGGCACAGGCUCAAAAGACUCUGAGUGAUAUGGUCUACAAAAAAGGGCACGAUGAAAGAAAAUCUAAGUACACUUCUCUGCCAGAUCCCCCUGAUGUGGAACAAGCCAGGAAAGUGACAAGGCAGCUGAGUGACGUUGUUUAUCACGAGGACUAUAAAAAGAAGAUCAAAGGCAAGUGGAGUCAAACUCCAUGCUAUGAUGUUGCAGUUGCAAAAAUGAAUGCUGAAAAUCUAAGUAUGAGAAAAUACCAGGAAGACUUUGAAAACAUGAAAGACCAAAUCUACUUUAUGCAGACUGAAACUCCAGAGUACGAAGCUAACAAGCGAGUUUCAGAUAAUGUCAGCAAGGUAAAAUAUAGAGCAGACUAUGAAAAGAACAAAGCCAUUGCAGAUUAUAACGUGCUGCCUGCUACAGAGAACCCCCUGCUAAGGCAACUAAAAGCUGCAGGAAAUAUACUGAGUGAUAAAUUAUACAAAGAAGCCUAUGAACAAUCAAAAGGAAACAACAUGAAUUACUGUGACACACCCAAGUUCCAGACUGAUACUGUUCUGAAGAAUUUUAGUGAUGUGAAAUACAAAGAUGCAUAUCAGAAGAAUAUUUUAGGACACUAUUUGGGCAGCUUUGAGGACCCCCAUCAAAUACACUGCAUGAAAGUUGAAGCCAUGAAGAGUGAUAAAAAUUACAAAGCAGAGUAUGAGGAGGAUAAGACAAAAUGCUACUUCCCUCAGACCAUAACUCAGGAGUAUGAAGCUAUUAAGAAGUUAGAGCAGUGUAAAGAUCACACCUACAAAAAGCAUCCUGAUAAAACCAAAUUCACUCAAGUGACUGACUCUCCAGUACAGAAGCAAGCAGAGAUCAAUAGCAAGCAGCUGAGUGAUAUAAACUACAAAGCCAAAGGUGAAGAAAUUAUUCACAAGUACCACCUCCCUCCAGAUGUGCCCCAGUUUAUACAGGCUAAAGUGAAUGCCUACAAUAUUAGUGAUAACUAUUACAAAGCUGGCUUGGAAGAAUUAAAAUCGAAGGGGUAUGAUCUAAAACUUGAUGCUAUUCCUAUCCAAGCUGCCAAGGCUGCUAGGCAGGCUGCCAGUGAUUAUAAAUACAAAGAAGCAUAUGAAAAGUCUAAAGGAAAACAGGUUGGUUUCAGAAGUCUGCAAGAUGACCCUAAGCUUGUCCACUACAUGAAUGUAGCCAAGAUUCAGUCUGAGCGUGAGUACAAGAAAGAUUAUGAGAAGACCAAGACUAACUAUCACACACCUCCUGACAUGUACAGUAUCCAGGCUGCUAAACAGUCUCAGGAUGUAGCUUCCAAUGCCCACUACAAAAACCUGAUCCACAACUACACCUAUCUGCCAGAUGCCAUGGAUGUUGAGCUUGCAAAGAACAUGAUGCAAAUUCAGAGUGAUAAUGCAUACAAGGAAGAGUAUAACAGCUGGCUCAAGGGUAUUGGGUGGAGUCCUCUGGGUUCCCUGGAUGUUGAAAAAGCUAAAAAGGCUGGAGAUGCAUUAAAUGAGAAGAAAUACCGUCAGCACCCAGACACCAUCAAGUUUACAAGCAUCCCAGAUUCCCUGCCAGUGGUUUUAGCUCAACACAACACCAAGCAGCUGAGUGAUGUAGCAUACAAGAAAGAAGGUGAAAAAGUGAUACACAAAUACACCCUGGAUCCUGAUGUUCCUCAGUUUAUCCAAGCCCGGGUCAAUGCCUUCAAUUUGAGUGAUGCUAACUACAAAGCAGACUGGAAAAAAACCAUUGCCAAAGGAUAUGAUCUGAAACCAGAUGCCAUUCCUAUUAUUGCUGCUAAAGCUUCUCAGAAUAUUGCAAGUGAUUACAAGUACAAGGAGUCAUAUGAGAAAGAAAAAGGCAAACAAGUUGGAUACCGGAGCCUGCAGGAUGAUCCUAAACUUGUUCAUUACAUGAACGUGGCCAAAAUACAGUCAGAUCGUGAGUACAAGAAGGAUUAUGAAGUCACCAAGACCAAAUACCACACUCCUUUGGAUAUGUUCAGUGUGAUGGCUGCCAAGAAAGCCCAGGAAGUGACUACAAUGUCUGGCUAUAAACAACCAAUUCACAAUUAUACACUCUUGCCCGAUUCUAUGAGCCUGGAGCUGUCUAGGAAUGUGAUGCAACAGCAGAGUGAUAACGUGUACAAAGCAGACUUUAAUAACUGGUUGAGAGGAGUUGGCUGGGUACCAAUUCAGUCUCUGGAUGUAGAAAAGGCCAAAAAAGCUACAGAGAUCCUCAGUGAAAAGAAGUAUCGACAGCACCCAGACAAACUGAAGUAUUCUAUCACCACGGAUGCCAUGGAGCAAGUGCUAGCCAAGCAAAAUGCCAAGACCAUGAAUAAGAGGCUCUACACUGAUAAGUGGAACAAAGAGAAGACCAGCAUUCAUGUUAUGCCAGAUACUCCAGAAAUUCUGCAGUCUAGAGUGAACCAGAUCACAAUGAGCAAUAAACUUUACAAAGCUGGAUGGGAGGAAGACAAGAAGAAAGGUUAUGACCUGAAGCCAGAUGCUCUUCCAAUAAAAGCAGCCAAAGCAUCCAGAGACAUUGCAAGUGAUUACAAAUACAAACUUGCCUACGAAAAAGCGAAAGGAAAGCACAUCGGGUUCCGCAGCCUGGAGGAUGACCCCAAGCUGGUGCACUUCAUGCAGGUGGCUAAGAUGCAAUCUGAUCGUGAAUACAAAAAGGAUUAUGAGAAGGCAAAGACUAAUUUCCACACUCCAGUGGACAUGGUCAGUGUUGUGGCAGCCAAGAAAGCCCAGGAAGUGGUGACCAACACAAACUACAAAAACCUGAUCCAUACCUACAAUGUUCUGCCUGAUGCCAUGAGUCUUGAACUAGCCAAAACCAUGAUGCAGAUACAAAGUGAUAAUCAAUACAAAGCAGAAUAUGAUGAAACCAUGAAGGGUGUUGGAUGGGUACCCCUGGGCUCCUUGGAAGCUGAGAAGAACAAAAAAGCCAUGGAAAUUGUUAGUGAAAAGAAGUAUCGCCAACACCCAGACAAGCUGAAGUAUUCUGUUCCUAUGGAUUCCAUGAACAUGGUCUUAGCUUUAAACAAUGCUAAAAUCAUGGAUGAGCACAAGUACAAACAAGCAUGGGAAGAAGACAAGAAGAAAGUUCAUAUCACACCAGAUAUUCCACAGAUUGCUUUAGCAAAAGCCAAUGCAUUUAAUUUAAGUGAUAAAAUGUACAGACAUAAAUUUGAAGAGUCUAGGAAGAAAGGGUAUGAUCUCAGAGCUGAUGCCAUCCCUAUUAAAGCUGCCAAAGCUUCUAGGGAUAUUGCUAGCGAUUAUAAAUACAAGUUAGGAUAUGAAAAAGACAAGGGAAAACUUGUAGGCUUCCGCAGCCUUCAGGAUGAUCCCAAACUUGUCCAUUAUAUGCAAGUGGCUAAGAUGCAGUCUGACCGUGAGUACAAGAAAGCCUAUGAGAUGAGCAAGACACAUUACCAGAUGCCUUCAGACACACUCAGUGUGGUGGCAGCCAAGGAGGCACAGGAUCGUGUCACCAACACGAACUACAAGCGACUCAUUCACCAGUACAUGCUUCUACCAGAUUCCAUGAGUUUGGAACUGUACAGAAACAUGAAUCAGAUACAGAGUGACAAUGAGUACAAGCAGGAUUACAACGAGUGGUUCAAGGGCAUUGGCUGGAGUCCUGCUGGGUCUCUGGAUGUAGAGAAAUCUAAGAAAGCCACAGAAAUUGCAAGUGAUCAGAAGUACCGUCAGCAUCCCAGCCUGUUCCCCUUCACAAAACAGACUGAUGCCAUGGACUUGGUCCUUGCAAAGCAGAAUGCAAAUAUAAUGAAUAAACAUGCUUAUACUCAAGCUUGGGAGAAGGAUAAAACUCAGGUCCAUGUGAUGCCAGAUACACCAGAUAUCCUACAGGCAAAACAGAACAAGAUGAACUACAGUCAGAAACUAUACAAGCUUGACUGGGAGAAAAUGAUAAAGAAAGGCUAUGACCUCACACCUGAAGCCAUGUCCGUGAAAGCUGCCAAAGCUUCAAGGGACAUUGCAAGUGACUACAAGUACAAGGAAGGUUACCGCAAGCAGCAGGGACACCACAUUGGCUUCCGCAGCUUACAGGAUGAUCCCAAGAUGUUGUGGUCAAUGCAAGUAGCUAAGAUGCAGAGUGAGAGGGAGUACAAGAAAGAUUUUGAAAAGUGGAAGACAAAGUUUAAUAUGCCUGUGGACAUGUUAGGCUUCCUUCUGGCCAAGAAAUGCCAGGAAUUGGUUAGUGAUAUAGACUACAAACGGAUACUGCACCGCUGGACUUGCCUGCCAGACCAGAAUGAUGUCACCCAGGCAAAGAGGGUCUACGAACUACAGAGUGAUAAUCUGUAUAAGUCAGAUCUACAAUGGCUCAAAGGUAUUGGAUGGAGUCCUCUGGGAGCUUUGGAAACUGAAAAGAACAAAAAAGCUUCUGAAAUACUGAGUGAGAAGAAGUACCGGCAGCACCCAGAUACUAUCAAGUUCACAAGUAUCCCAGAUGCCAUGGAUAUUGUUCUAGCAAAAUCUAAUGCCAAAAAUAGAAGUGAUAUACUCUAUAGAGAAGCUUGGAACAAGGACAAGACUCAGGUUCAUAUCAUGCCUGAUACACCUGAAAUUCUGCUGGCUAAAUCAAACGUCAUUAACACAAGUGAUAAAAAAUACAAGUUGGGAUAUGAGGAGAUGAAGAGGAAAGGCUAUGACCUCCCUGUGGAUGCAAUACCCCUCAAGUCAGCAAAGGCAUCCAGAGACAUAGCUAGUGAAUACCAAUACAAAACUGGGUACAGAAAGCAGCUCGGCCACCACAUCGGGGCCCGGAACAUAGAGGAUGAUCCCAAGAUGCUGUGGUCCAUGCAUGUAGCCAAGAUCCAGAGUGACAGGGAGUACAAGAAAGCUUUUGAGAAGUCCAAGACACACUUCAGUAGCCCAGUGGACAUGCUGGGAGUUGUAUUGGCCAAGAAAUGUCAGGAGCUGGUCAGCGAUGUUGACUACAAGCAUCCUCUGCAUCGAUGGACCUGCCUGCCAGACCAGAAUGAUGUUGUACAAGCCAGGAGAGUGUACGACCUUCAGAGUGAUAAUGUGUACAAGUCUGACCUGCUGUGGCUGAGGGGCAUUGGUUGGUCCCCAAGUGGUUCUCUGGACGAUGAGAAGAACAAGAGGGCCAGCCAAAUCCUGAGUGACAAGAAGUACCGGCAACACCCAGACACCAUCAGGUUCACGAGCCUCCCCGACUCCAUGCCCAUGGUCCUGGCCAAGCACAACUCUGCAAUUAUGAACCAGCGCGCGUACACGUCAGCCUGGGAGAAAGAUAAAACCAGCGUCCACAUUAUGCCCGACACACCUGGGAUUUUGCUAGCCCAGCAGAACAAAGUGAACUUCAGUGAGAAACUGUACAAGCUUGCGAUGGAGGAGGAGAAGAAGAAGGGUUAUGACAUGAGGGUAGAUGCCAUUCCCAUCAAGUCUGCCAAGGCUUCCAGGGACAUUGCAAGUGAUUACAAGUACAAAGAAGGCUACCGCAAGCAGCUCGGCCACCACAUCGGGGCCCGGAACAUAGAGGAUGAUCCCAAGAUGCUGUGGUCCAUGCAUGUAGCCAAGAUCCAGAGUGACAGGGAGUACAAGAAAGCUUUUGAGAAGUCCAAGACACACUUCAGUAGCCCAGUGGACAUGCUGGGAGUUGUAUUGGCCAAGAAAUGUCAGGAGCUGGUCAGCGAUGUUGACUACAAGCAUCCUCUGCAUCGAUGGACCUGCCUGCCAGACCAGAAUGAUGUUGUACAAGCCAGGAGAGUGUACGACCUUCAGAGUGAUAAUGUGUACAAGUCUGACCUGCUGUGGCUGAGGGGCAUUGGUUGGUCCCCAAGUGGUUCUCUGGACGAUGAGAAGAACAAGAGGGCCAGCCAAAUCCUGAGUGACAAGAAGUACCGGCAACACCCAGACACCAUCAGGUUCACGAGCCUCCCCGACUCCAUGCCCAUGGUCCUGGCCAAGCACAACUCUGCAAUUAUGAACCAGCGCGCGUACACGUCAGCCUGGGAGAAAGAUAAAACCAGCGUCCACAUUAUGCCCGACACACCUGGGAUUUUGCUAGCCCAGCAGAACAAAGUGAACUUCAGUGAGAAACUGUACAAGCUUGCGAUGGAGGAGGAGAAGAAGAAGGGCUAUGACAUGAGGGUAGAUGCCAUUCCCAUCAAGUCUGCCAAGGCUUCCAGGGACAUUGCAAGUGAUUACAAGUACAAAGAAGGCUACCGCAAGCAGCUCGGCCACCACAUCGGGGCCCGGAACAUAGAGGAUGAUCCCAAGAUGCUGUGGUCCAUGCACGUAGCCAAGAUCCAGAGUGACAGGGAGUACAAGAAAGCUUUUGAGAAGUCCAAGACACACUUCAGUAGCCCAGUGGACAUGCUGGGAGUUGUAUUGGCCAAGAAAUGUCAGGAGCUGGUCAGCGAUGUUGACUACAAGCAUCCUCUGCAUCGAUGGACCUGCCUGCCAGACCAGAAUGAUGUUGUACAAGCCAGGAGAGUGUACGACCUUCAGAGUGAUAAUGUGUACAAGUCUGACCUGCUGUGGCUGAGGGGCAUUGGUUGGUCCCCAAGUGGUUCUCUGGACGAUGAGAAGAACAAGAGGGCCAGCCAAAUCCUGAGUGACAAGAAGUACCGGCAACACCCAGACACCAUCAGGUUCACGAGCCUCCCCGACUCCAUGCCCAUGGUCCUGGCCAAGCACAACUCUGCAAUUAUGAACCAGCGCGCAUACACGUCAGCCUGGGAGAAAGAUAAAACCAGCGUCCACAUUAUGCCCGACACACCUGGGAUUUUGCUAGCCCAGCAGAACAAAGUGAACUUCAGUGAGAAACUGUACAAGCUUGCGAUGGAGGAGGAGAAGAAGAAGGGCUAUGACAUGAGGGUAGAUGCCAUUCCCAUCAAGUCUGCCAAGGCUUCCAGGGACAUUGCAAGUGAUUACAAGUACAAAGAAGGCUACCGCAAGCAGCUCGGCCACCACAUCGGGGCCCGGAACAUAGAGGAUGAUCCCAAGAUGCUGUGGUCCAUGCACGUAGCCAAGAUCCAGAGUGACAGGGAGUACAAGAAAGCUUUUGAGAAGUCCAAGACACACUUCAGUAGCCCAGUGGACAUGCUGGGCAUCGUGUUGGCCAAGAAAUGUCAGGAGCUGGUCAGCGAUGUUGACUACAAGCAUCCUCUGCAUCGAUGGACCUGCCUGCCAGACCAGAAUGAUGUUGUACAAGCCAGGAGAGUGUACGACCUUCAGAGUGAUAAUGUGUACAAGUCUGACCUGCUGUGGCUGAGGGGCAUUGGUUGGUCCCCAAGUGGUUCUCUGGACGAUGAGAAGAACAAGAGGGCCAGCCAAAUCCUGAGUGACAAGAAGUACCGGCAACACCCAGACACCAUCAGGUUCACGAGCCUCCCCGACUCCAUGCCCAUGGUCCUGGCCAAGCACAACUCUGCAAUUAUGAACCAGCGCGCGUACACGUCAGCCUGGGAGAAAGAUAAAACCAGCGUCCACAUUAUGCCCGACACACCUGGGAUUUUGCUAGCCCAGCAGAACAAAGUGAACUUCAGUGAGAAACUGUACAAGCUUGCGAUGGAGGAGGAGAAGAAGAAGGGCUAUGACAUGAGGGUAGAUGCCAUUCCCAUCAAGUCUGCCAAGGCUUCCAGGGACAUUGCAAGUGAUUACAAGUACAAAGAAGGCUACCGCAAGCAGCUCGGCCACCACAUCGGGGCCCGGAACAUAGAGGAUGAUCCCAAGAUGCUGUGGUCCAUGCACGUAGCCAAGAUCCAGAGUGACAGGGAGUACAAGAAAGCUUUUGAGAAGUCCAAGACACACUUCAGUAGCCCAGUGGACAUGCUGGGCAUCGUGUUGGCCAAGAAAUGUCAGGAGCUGGUCAGUGAUGUUGACUACAAGCACUAUCUGCAUGAAUGGACUUGCCUGCCAGACCAGAACGACGUUAUCCAUGCUAAGCAAGCCUAUGAUCUGCAGAGUGAUAACUGCUACAAGUCUGACCUUGAAUGGUUACGAGGCAUUGGUUGGGUCCCAAUUGGCUCCUUGGAGGUUGAAAAAGCCAAGAAAGCAGGAGAGAUCUUGAGUGAUAAAAUAUAUCGCCAGCCUCCGGACACAAUCAAGUUUACCAGCGUGGCUGACUCUCUGGAGAUGGUCUUAGCCAAGCAGAAUGCAGAGACAAUGAAUAAGCGUUUAUACACUGAGGCCUGGGACAAAGACAAGACACAAAUCCACAUCAUGCCUGACACACCUGAAAUCACACUGGCAAGACAGAACAUGCAGAACUACAGUGUGAAACUCUAUAAACAAGCCAUGGAAGAAGACAAAAAGAAAGGCUAUGAUUUGAGAAGUGAUGCUAUCCCCAUUCAGGCUGCCAAAGCAUCCAGGCAGAUUGCCAGCGAUUACAAGUACAAAGAAGGCUACCGCAAGCAGCUCGGCCACCACAUCGGGGCCCGGAACAUAGAGGAUGAUCCCAAGAUGCUGUGGUCCAUGCACGUAGCCAAGAUCCAGAGUGACAGGGAGUACAAGAAAGCCUUUGAGAAGACAAAGACACACUUCAGUAGCCCAGUGGACAUGCUGGGCAUUGUGCUGGCCAAGAAAUGUCAAGGGCUGGUCAGUGAUAUUGAUUACCGCCACUACCUGCAUCAGUGGAUCUGCCUGCCGGACCAGAACGACGUUAUCCAUGCUAAGCAAGCCUAUGACCUGCAGAGUGAUCACUGCUACAAGUCUGACCUUGAAUGGUUACGAGGCAUUGGUUGGGUCCCAAUUGGCUCCUUGGAGGUUGAAAAAGCCAAGAAGGCAGGAGAGAUCUUGAGUGAUAAAAUAUAUCGUCAGCCUCCGGACACAAUCAAGUUUACCAGCGUGACUGACUCUCUGGAGAUGGUCUUAGCCAAGCAGAAUGCAGAGACAAUGAAUAAGCGUUUAUACACUGAAGCAUGGAAUAAAGAUAAGACCACAGUUCAUGUCAUGCCUGACACACCAGAAAUCCUGCUAGCUAAACAAAACCAAUUAAACUACAGUCAGAAAAUGUACAAACUAGCAUUGGAGGAAUCGAAGAAGAAGGGCCAUGAUUUGCGUUUUGAUGCUAUUCCUAUUCAGUCUGCCAAAGCAUCCAGAGAGAUUGCCAGUGAUUACAAGUACAAAGAAGGCUACCGCAAGCAGCUCGGCCACCACAUCGGGGCCCGGAACAUAGAGGAUGAUCCCAAGAUGAUGUGGUCCAUGCACGUAGCCAAGAUCCAGAGUGACAGGGAGUACAAGAAAGCCUUUGAGAAGACAAAGACACACUUCAGUAGCCCAGUGGACAUGCUGGGCAUCGUGCUGGCCAAGAAAUGUCAAGGGCUGGUCAGUGAUAUUGAUUACCGCCACUACCUGCAUCAGUGGAUCUGCCUGCCGGACCAGAAUGACGUUAUCCAUGCUAAGCAAGCCUAUGACCUGCAGAGUGAUGCUGUUUACAAAGCUGACCUGGAAUGGCUAAGAGGUAUUGGAUGGGUUCCUAUUGGCUCCGUGGAAGUUGAGAAAGCUAAGAGAGCUGGAGAAAUCCUGAGUGAAAGGAAGUAUCGUCAACCAGCAGACCAAAUUAAAUUUACUAGUGUGACAGAUUCUUUGGCUAUGGUCUUAGCCAAGCAAAAUGCUGAGAUAAUGAACAAGCGUUUAUAUACAGAGGCCUGGGAUGCAGACAAGAAGACAAUUCAUGUAAUGCCUGACACACCAACAAUUUUGUUAGCUAAGGCCAAUGCAGCUAAUGUCAGCCAGAAACUUUAUACACAAGCCUGGGAAGAGGCUAAAAAGAAGGGUUAUGACAUGAGAGCUGAUGCAAUUCCAAUCCAAAGUGCAAAGGCAUCAAGAAAUAUUGCGAGUGAUUACAAGUACAAAGAAGCACAUGAGAAGCAGAAAGGCCACUACAUUGGGUGCAAAACUGCCCAGGAGGACCCCAAACUGUCGUGGGCUGCACGUGCCAUGGCACUGCAGAAUGACCGGAUUUACAGGAAGGCCUACCAUGAUUCCAAAGCCCAGGUCCACAUCCCAGUGGAUGCCAUAUCAGUGCAGGCAGCCAAGGAGUGCCAGACACUCGUCAGUGACAUUGACUACCGCCAGUACCUGCACCAGUGGACGUGUCUGCCUGACCAGAACGACGUGAUCCAUGCAAGGAAGGCCUAUGACCUGCAGAGCGAUAACGUGUACAAGUCAGACCUGGAAUGGUUGCGAGGCAUCGGCUGGUUGACAGAAGGUUCAGUAGAUGUGGUCAAAGCCAAGAAAGCCCAGGAGCUCCUGAACGAGAGGCUGUACCGCGUGCGGCCCGACGAGAUGAAGUUCACCAGCAUCACUGACGCGCCAGACGUCGUCCAGGCGAAGAUCAACGCCGCGCAGCUCAGCGACCGUCUGUAUCGUGAAGCCUGGGACAAAGACAAGACACAGGUCUGCCUGCCUUCCGACACUCCUGUCAUGCUGCAGUCCAAAGUCAAUGCCCUCAACAUCAGCAACAAACAUUAUCAGAAGGACUGGGAUGCAGCCAAGGCAAAGGGCUAUGACCUAAGAGCAGAUGCCAUUCCCAUCAAACACGCCAAGGCUUCCAGAGACAUCGCUAGCGAGUACAAGUACAAAGAAACCCACGAGAAGCAGAAAGGCCACUACAUUGGGUGCAAAACUGCCCAGGAGGACCCCAAACUGUCGUGGGCCGCGCGUGCCAUGGCGCUGCAGAACGACCGGAUUUACAGGAAGGCCUACCAUGAUUCCAAGGCCCAGGUCCACAUCCCAGUGGAUGCCAUAUCAGUGCAGGCAGCCAAGGAGUGCCAGACACUCGUCAGUGACAUUGACUACCGCCAGUACCUGCACCAGUGGACGUGUCUGCCUGACCAGAACGACGUGAUCCAUGCAAGGAAGGCCUAUGACCUGCAGAGCGAUAACGUGUACAAGUCAGACCUGGAAUGGUUGCGAGGCAUCGGCUGGUUGACAGAAGGUUCAGUAGAUGUGGUCAAAGCCAAGAAAGCCCAGGAGCUCCUGAACGAGAGGCUGUACCGCGUGCGGCCCGACGAGAUGAAGUUCACCAGCAUCACUGACGCGCCAGACGUCGUCCAGGCGAAGAUCAACGCCGCGCAGCUCAGCGACCGUCUGUAUCGUGAAGCCUGGGACAAAGACAAGACACAGGUCUGCCUGCCUUCCGACACUCCUGUCAUGCUGCAGUCCAAAGUCAAUGCCCUCAACAUCAGCAACAAACACUAUCAGAAGGACUGGGAUGCAGCCAAGGCAAAGGGCUAUGACCUAAGAGCAGAUGCCAUUCCCAUCAAACACGCCAAGGCUUCCAGAGACAUCGCUAGUGAGUACAAGUACAAAGAAACCCACGAGAAGCAGAAAGGCCACUACAUUGGGUGCAAAACUGCCCAGGAGGACCCCAAACUGUCGUGGGCCGCGCGUGCCAUGGCGCUGCAGAAUGACCGGAUUUACAGGAAGGCCUACCAUGAUUCCAAGGCCCAGGUCCACAUCCCAGUGGAUGCCAUAUCAGUGCAGGCAGCCAAGGAGUGCCAGACACUCGUCAGUGACAUUGACUACCGCCAGUACCUGCACCAGUGGACGUGUCUGCCUGACCAGAACGACGUGAUCCAUGCAAGGAAGGCCUAUGACCUGCAGAGCGAUGCUGUUUAUAAGUCGGACCUAGAAUGGCUCCGUGGAAUUGGCUGGUUGCCUAAUGACUCCCCAGAAGUUAAGAGGGUGAAGCAAGCCCAGGACCUCCUGAGUGACAACGUGUAUCGUACCCCCAUUGACAGCCUGAAAUACACCAGUGUUGUGGAUUCUCCAGACGUUGUCCUGGCUAAAACCAACGCCGAACAAGUCAGCAUUCCAAAAUACAAAGAAGCCUGGGAAAAAGACAAGACUAUGAUCCAUAUUAUGCCAGACACACCUGAAAUCAACCUAGCCAAGACUAAUGCUGUUAAUUAUAGCAAGAAACUGUAUAAAGAAGCUUGGGAUGAGUUGAAACUGAGCUAUGAUUUGAGAGCAGAUGCAAUCCCAAUCAAAGCAGCCAAAGCUUCCAGGGAAAUUGCUAGUGAUUAUAAAUACAAACUGGAUCACGAGAAGCAGAAAGGACACUAUGUUGGAGUUCCAAAUGCAAAAGCAGAUGUCAAAAUAGAUUUUGCCCUCGGCAUAGGCAAAGUGCAGAGCGAACUAGAAUACAAGAAACACUUUGCCAAAUGGAAGACACAGUGCCACUUGCCAGUAGACAUGGUGUCCAUCGUAUCAGCUAAGCAUGGUCAGUCCUUGGUCAGUGAUGUCGAUUACCGCCAUUACUUGCACCAGUGGAUCUGUCUUCCAGACCAGAAUGAUGUCAUACAUGCUAGGAAAGCCUAUGAUCUUCAGAGUGAUGCUGUUUACAAAGCUGAUUUAGAAUGGCUACGGGGAAUUGGAUGGUUGCCAAAUGAUUCAGUUGGAAUCAACCACGUCAAAUAUGCUGGAGAUCUCUUGAAUGAGAGAAAGUACCGCACAAAAGCCGAAACUCUUCCCUUUACUCCUGUGGCAGACAGGGUUGAUUAUGUCACAGCAAAGAACAGUGGUGAAAUUCUCAGUGAGAUUAAAUACCACAAAGCAUGGAAUGAGGUCAAGUCCAAUUACACUCUGACAGACACACCACAGCUAGAUAUGGCCCGAGAGGCAGCCAGAAUUCUUAACCAGAAUUUGUACAAGGAAAGUUGGGAGAAAGAAAAAGCCACUGGUUACAUCUUACCACCUGACACUGUGCAGCUCUCUCAUGCAAAACACUCAAAUGAUGUCCAAAGUGAGCUUAAAUACAAAUCUGAAUAUGUCAAACAAAGAGGUCACUACGUUGGCGUUCCCAGUAUGAGAGAUGAUCCGAAACUGGUCUGGUUUGAGCACGCGGGCGAGAUCCAGAAUGACAGAUUGUACAAAUCAGACUACCACAAAACCAAGUCCAAAAUCCACAUCCCUCCAGAUGCAGUGUCAGUGGUAGCAGCCAAGGAAGGUCAGGCCUUGGUCAGCGACAUCGACUACCGCCAAUACCUGCAUGAAUGGACCUGCCAUCCUGACCAGAAUGACUGUAUUCAGGCCAGGAAGGCCUAUGAUCUGCAAAGUGAUAAUGUUUAUAAAUCUGAUUUGGAAUGGCUUCGUGGCUGUGGUUGGAUCCCUCUGGAUUCAGUGGAACACAAGAAAGUUAAGAAUGCACAAAAGCUGGUAAAUAAGAGAGCAUAUACAAAAGAAGCCCUGGAUAACUUCUCCAAUUAUACCAGUGUGGUUGACACUCCCGACAUUGUUUUGGCAAAGAUGAACUCUGUCAAUCAGAGUGAUCUCAAAUACAAGGAAACAUUUAACCUUGAGAAAGGCCAGUAUAUUGGGUCUGAUGAUACCCCUACCAUGAACCAUGCCAGAGACAUGUCCUUACUCUACAGUGAUAAACUUUAUAAGAAUGCCUGGGAAGUUAGCAAGCCCACUGGGUAUUCUCUGGACGAGAAGUACGUUCCACUGGUCGGAGCGAAGCACGCGAACUACAUAAACAGUGAGCUCAAAUACAAGGCGGUAUAUGAGAAGCUGAAAGGCCAUUACCUGGCCGGGAAGGAGAUCAGUGAUUUCCCCAGUGUCAUUCACUCCCUGGCCUUCCAGAAAAUGAGGAGCGCGUUGGAAUACAGAAAGAAUUAUGAAGACACCAAAGCACAUGUCCAUAUUCCAAGUGACAUGAUGAAUCACGUGCUAGCCAAGAAGUGUCAGUAUAUCCUCAGUGACCUUGAAUACAGACAUUACUUCCAUCAGUGGAGUUGUUCACCUGAGGAAAAUGAUGUUAUUCAUGCCAGGAGAGCCCAGGAAAUUUUGAGUGAUGUGGUGUAUAAAGAUGACCUAAAUUGGCUGAAGGGACUUGGAUGUUAUGUUUGGGAUACUCCACAAAUCCUGCAUGCUAAAAAAUCCUAUGACCUCCAGAGCCAAAUCAAAUAUACAGCUGCAGGAAAAGAGAAUUUCCAAAACUUUGGUGUUGUUACUGACACCCCUGUCUAUGUGACUGCAGUGCAGAGUGCUAUCAAUGCCAGCGAAGUCAAAUACAAGGAAGAUUACCAUAAAACUAAGGACAAGUAUACAACUGUGACUGAAACAGUGGAGUAUGAAAGAGUGCAAAACUUGAAGCAUCUCUUUAGCAAUAACCUCUACAAGGAAGCCUGGGAAAAAGUGAAAGCUACUGGCUAUAUAAUGCCCUCAGAUGCUGUAUCCCUAGCACGUGCCAAAGAACUAAAGCAUAAUGCUAGCAUUGUAAAAUACCGAGAAGAAUAUGACAAGUUUAAAGCACUGUACACCUUACCCAGAGGUGUUGAGGAUGAUCCCAAUACAGCAAGGUGCCUUAGAGUUGGAAAGCUUAAUAUUGAUCGUCUGUACAAGGAGGGCUAUGAGAAGACUAAAGCCAAAGUCCACAUCAUUCCAGACAUGGUAGACAUAAUUUCUGCUAAGGAUGCACAGAAGAAAAUCAGUGAAAUUGACUACCGCACACGUCUCCACGAGUGGGUCUGUCUGCCAGACCUUCAAAUCAAUGCCCAUGUUCGAAAAGUAACUGAUCAGCUCAGUGAUGUUGUGUACAAGGAUGAUCUUAACUGGCUGAAAGGCAUUGGCUGCUUUGUCUGGGACACCCCUGAAAUUCUCCAUGCCAAACAUGCCUAUGACCUUCGUAGUGAUAUUAAGUACAAAUCUAAGGCAGAAAAAAUGAAAGAUAAAUACAGUGUGGUUGUGGAUACUCCAGUCUAUGUCCAGAAUGUCCUCAGCGGCUUGAAUUUCAGUGAAGCUGUCUAUCGGGGUGAAUAUCUGAAGAAUGUGAGAGGCAAAAUGAUUCCUACCGAUAAAACCGUGGAUUUGGAGCGGGCUUAUCAUGCCAACAAAAUACAGAGUGAAAACUUGUAUCGCUGGGCUGGUGUGAGUGCUCUGCCCACGGGAUACAGCCUUCCCACAGACACCCCUGGCUUCCAGCAUGCCAAACAUGUCCAGUACAUCGGCAGUGAUCUGAAAUACAAAGAAGCCUAUGAACAUAUGAAAGCUAAAGGCUACACUCUGGGACCCAAAGAUGUUGGGUUUGAAAAUGUGAAAAAAGUGAAUCAAGUCAUUAAUGAGAGGCUGUACCGGGCAACGUACCACAAGUACAAGGACAAGAUUCAUACCACUCCAGACACGCCAGAAAUCCGUCAAGUCAGAGCGACGCAGGAAGCUGUCAGUGAUCUGAUCUACAAGUCAGAUUUCUUCAAGAUGCAGGGACAUUUGAUCUCCCUGCCGUUCACCCCGGAGGUGUUGCACUGCCGCCACGUCGGGGACAUCACGAGUGACAAUAAAUACAAAGAGGAUCUCCAGUGGCUGAGGGGCUUGGGCUGCUUCCUGUAUGACACUCCUGAUAUGGUCCGUGCCCGACAGCUGCGUAAGCUCUGGUCUAAUUACAUAUACACUGGCACUGCAAAGAAAAUGUGGGCUAAAUACAACGUGGUGUUGGAUACCCCUGGAUACAGAGCAGUUCAGGAACUAAAAACUCAUCUGAGUGAACUGGUUUACAGAGCUGCAGGCAACGAGCUGAAGACAAAAUACACUUCUGUCCUUGAUACACCUGACUUCCUGAGAGCCAAGGAAGGACAGAAAAUACAGAGCCAGUAUUUGUACGUGGAACUUGCCACAAAAGAGAGACCUCAUCAUCAUGCUGAUGGUCAGACUCAAGCAUUUACACAUGCUAGGCAAGUAAAGGAUAUGGUCAGUGAGAAAAAGUAUAAAACCCAGUAUGAGAAGAUGAAGGACAAAUACACUCCUGUCCCUGACACACCAGUCUUGAUCAGAGCCAAGAGAGCAUACCUGAAUGCCAGUGAUUUGCGCUACAAAGAGACCUUUGAGAACACCAAGGGCAAAUACCACACAGUGAAAGAUGCUCUGGACAUUGUCUAUCACCGAAAGGUCACCGAUGAUAUCAGCAGUGUGAAAUAUAAGGAAAAUUAUAUGAGCCACUUAGGAAUCUGGAGAUCGAUCCCAGACCGCCCGGACCAUUUCCAUCAUCGCGCAGUCAUGGAUGCUAUUAGUGAUGUUAAAUACAAGGAAGACUUAGCAUGGCUCAAAGGCACUGGCUGUUAUGCAUGGGACACUCCAAGUCUUGCUCUGGCAGAAAAGAACAAGGUGCUCUACAGUGGGUGUAAGUACAAGGAGAGAUUUGAGAAGACUAAGUCUCAGUUCAAAUAUGUAGCUGACUCUCCAAUUAACUUGCAUUUUAAACAUGCAACUCAGCUGGUGGAUGGGAGAAGUUAUACAUCCUUUGCCAAGAUGCUCCUGCAACAAGGAUGUAAUGAAAUUGAGAGGCCAGAUAUGCUGACAGCACUCUACAACACAUACUUAUGGAGCCAGGUUCAAUACAAAAAGGACUAUGAGAAGAAGAAAGACAAGUAUACUACAGUUGUGGAUACUCCAGAACACUUAAGGACUACAAAAGUCAACAAACAGAUUAGUGAUAUUAUUUACAAGUUGGAAUAUAACAAAGCAAAGCCUAAAGGCUAUACCACCAUCCAUGAUACACCCAUGCUACUGCACGUGAAAAAGGUCAAGGACAGAAUUAGUGAUCUGAAAUACAAAGAAAUGUAUGAGAGGAAUAAAUCUCACUGCAAUGUCAUAGCAGAUUCAGUGCACAUCAAGACUCCAAGGCAUGCUUACAAGCUAAACAGCAAUCUGGACUAUAAAAAGAAAUAUGAAGCAGCCAAGGCCCGUUGGCACUGGAUUGCUGACAGACCCGACUUUGUUCAAGCAGCCAAGUCAUCUCUGCAACAAAGUGAUUAUGAGUACAAACUGGACCGGGAAUUCCUGAAGGGAUGCAAACUGUCUGUCACAGAUGACAAAAACACAGUAUUGGCCUUAAAUAAUGCCAUCUUGGCCAGUGAUAUAAAAUACAAAGAGAAGCACAACAAAGCUCGAGGAACUUACCAUGUUGUUCCAGACACACCUCAGAUCCUCCUGGCUAAGACUGUCAGCUCUCUUGUAUCUGAGAACAAAUACAAAGAGCACAGCAAGAAGCAGCUUCCUCAUGGGUCAUUCACAACCCUGCCAGAGACACUAGACACUGCUCAUGUGAAGGAGGUGACCAAGAACGUCAGUGAGACAAACUAUAAAAAGAAGUUUGUGAAGGAGAAAGGCAAAUCUAAUUAUUCUGUCAUGCUGGAGCCUCCUGAAGUGAAACAUGCCAUGGAAGUUGCUAAAAACCAGAGUACAAUUGAAUACAAGAAAGAUGCCAAGUCAAAGCUCCACUACACACCCAUAGCAGAUCGACCCGAUAUCAAGAAAGCAACUCAGGCUGCCAAGUUGAUAAGCAAUAUCGAAUAUAAAAAGCGUGGAGAAGCUGGGCUUGGGGUGACCAUGCUGGGGCGCCCGGACAUUGAACUGGCUAAGGAGGUGUCCAAGCUCACCAGCCAGGUGAAAUACAAGGAGAAUUUUUCCAAAGAGAAGGGGAAAAAGCCAAAAUAUGAUUUAAAGGAGGCUAAAAUCUACAAGACCAUGAAAGACGCUCACAACAUGGCCAGUGAGGUGAAAUACAAGGCAGAUUUAAAGAAGCUCCACAAGCCAGUGACAGACAUGUCUGAGUCGCUGAUCAUGAACCACGUCCUGAGCACCAGCCAGCUCGCCAGUGCUUACCAGUACAAGAAGCAAUAUGAGAAGAGUAAGGGUCACUACCAUGUGGUGCCAGAUAAUCUUGAGCAGGUUCAUCUAAGGGAGGCAUCAGAACUACAGAGCCACGUGAAAUACAAAGAAAAGUAUGAGAAGGAAAAAGGAAAACCUAUGUUGGACUUUGAAACCCCAACAUACCUUACUGCAAAGGAAUCUCAGCUCAUGCAGAGUGAGAAAGAAUAUAAGAAGGACUUUGAAGAGUCCAUGAAGGGCAGAAACCUUGCUGGCUUGGAGAUCACACCAUCCUUAUUACAUGUCAAAUAUGCAACAAAAAUAGCAAGCGAGAAAGAGUACAGGAAGGAUCUGGAGGAAGGUGUCAAAGGUAAAGGACUAACAGCUUUAGAGGAGACUCCAGACAUGUUAAGAGCAAAGAAUGCAACUCAAAUCCUCAAUGAGAAAGAGUAUAAAAAGGCCUUGGAAUUAGAAAUCAGAGGAAAAGGUCUGACAGAACUGGCUCUGGAGACACCAGAUUUUGUGAGAGCAAAGAAUGCCACUGACAUUGCCAGCCAGAUCAAAUACAAACAGUUGGCAGAAAUGGAGAAAGCCAAUUACACCAGUGUUGUUGAUACUCCUGAGAUUAUUCAUGCUCAACAGGUCAAGAAUCUUUCCAGCCAGAAAAAGUACAAGGAGGAUGCAGAAAGGACCAUGCCAUACUAUGUGCCUGUAGCAGACACACCAGAAAUGCAGCGAGUCCGUGAGAAUCAAAAGAACUUUAGCACACUUCAGUAUCAGUGGGACCUACAGAACAGUAAAGGAAAAGUUACAGUUGUACAAGACACACCAGAAAUGCUGCGUGUGAAAGAGAACCAGAAGAAUUUCAGCUCGAUUUUAUAUAAAGAAGAUAUUGGAACUGGAACUACUAUUGAAAAGACACCAGAGAUGCAGAGAGUUAAGCGAACCCAGGAUGCAAUCAGCUCGAUUAAGUACAAGGAGAACAUUGGCAAAGGAACCCCAAUUCCUGACCUUCCAGAAGUGAAGCGAGUCAAGGAGACACAGAAGCACAUCAGCUCGGUGUUGUACAAAGAGGACCUGGGGACAGGUACCCCAACCCCUGUCACUCCAGAAAUAGAGAGAGUCAAACGCAAUCAAGAACACAUUAGCUCGGUGUUGUACAAGGAGGGCUUAGGGACUGGAACCCCCACCCCAGUCACUCCGGAGAUGGAGAGAGUCAAACGCAAUCAAGAGAACAUUAGCUCGGUGUUGUACAAGGAGGGGCUGGGGAUUGGAACCCCAGUACCUGUCACUCCUGAGCUGGAGAGGGUCAAACGCAAUCAAGAAAACUUUAGCUCGGUGUUGUACAAAGAGGAGCUGGGGACAGGAACCCCAACCCCUGUCACUCCUGAGCUUGAGAGAGUCAAACGCAAUCAAGAAAUCAUUAGCUCGGUGUUGUACAAGGAGGAGCUGGGGACAGGAACCCCAACCCCUGUCACUCCUGAGCUGGAGAGAGUCAAACGCAACCAAGAACACAUUAGCUCGGUGUUGUACAAAGAGAGCGUGGGGACUGGGACCCCCACCCCUGUCACUCCAGAGAUGGAGAGGGUCAAACGCAAUCAAGAAAUCUGUAGCUCGGUGUUGUACAAAGAAAACAUAGGGAAAGCAACCCCAACCCCUGUCACUCCUGAGAUGGAAAGAGUCAAACGCAAUCAAGAAAUCAUUAGCUCGGUUUUGUACAAAGAAAAUGUGGGGAAAGUGACCCCAACACCAAUCACUCCAGAGAUGGAGAGAGUCAAACGCAAUCAAGAAAUCAUUAGCUCGGUGUUGUACAAAGAAAACCUGGGGCGAGCAACCCCCACACCAAUCACUCCAGAGAUGGAGAGAGUCAAACGCAACCAAGAACAAAUUAGCUCGGUUGCAUACAGAGAAGGCUUAGGGAAGGCAACCCCCACCCCCCUCACUCCGGAGAUGGAGAGAGCCAAACGCAGCCAAGAACACGUCAGCUCGGUUUUGUACAAGGAACACCUGGCAAAAGGAACCCCAACCCCAAUGACCCCAGAGAUGGAGAGAGCCAAACGCAACCAGGAAAACAUCAGCUCGGUUCUUUAUUCAGACAGCUUCCGAAAACAAGUUCAAGGCAAAGCUGCCUACGUGCUGGACACGCCUGAGAUGCGGCGCGUCCGAGAGACCCAGAAACACAUCUCUACGGUGAAAUACCACGAAGACUUUGAGAAGAGCAAAGGCAGCUUCACCCCUGUGGUGACCGACCCCAUCACGGAGCGGGUGAAGAAGAACAUGCAGGACUUCAGUGACAUCAGCUACAGGGGCAUCCAGCGGCGCGUGGUGCAGAUGGAGCGCAAGCGCGUGGACCAGGACCAGGACAACAUCACAGGUCUCCGUGUGUGGCGCACUAAUCCCGGCUCAGUCUUUGACUAUGACCCAGCAGAAGACAACAUUCAGUCCAGAAGCUUACACAUGAUCUCUGUCCAAGCCCAGCGCCGCAGCCGGGAGCAUUCCCGCUCUGCCAGUGCCCUCAGCAUCAGUGGUGGGGAUGAGAAAUCCGAGCCCUCGGAGGGUGUGGAUCAACACUUGUCCUACUACAGCAACGGGGGCUUCUUCACUGCAACUGCAACAGUGGGCUACAAACAUGCCAAGACCAUCGAGUUACCACAGCAGAGGUCCUCGUCUGUUGCCACCCAGCAAACAACCGUGUCCUCUGUCCCUUCUCAGCCAUCUACUGCUGGUAAGACCUACCGGGCCAUGUACGACUACACAGCAGCUGAUGCUGACGAGGUGUCCUUCAAGGACGGUGACACCAUCGUGAACGUCCAGGCCAUUGACGAGGGCUGGAUGUACGGGACGGUCCAGAGAACCGGCAAGACGGGGAUGCUGCCCGCCAACUACGUGGAGGCUGUCUGAGGGUCUGAGCCCAGCCUGCCCUCCUCCUGCUGGCCCCGGGGCACAGAAAAGGCUGGAACUCUCCAAGUGUCUUCUUGUCUUCCAUGCUGGUAGUGCCUUAUCAACCCUGAUGCAAAACGUAAUAAAGCAAGUAACUGCA
Messenger RNA from Apus apus (common swift), 21433 nucleotides. It is a transcript of the gene NEB, whose product is annotated as nebulin. Gene Ontology annotation, biological process: cardiac muscle thin filament assembly. The transcript has 152 exons. Gene Ontology annotation, cellular component: Z disc. The record is from RefSeq and is a predicted model, not a curated record. Bases 124 to 21294 code for a protein of 7056 amino acids. Lineage: Eukaryota; Metazoa; Chordata; Aves; Apodiformes; Apodidae. Gene Ontology annotation, molecular function: actin filament binding.